UCAUAUUCUCCACCUUUCCAAUAUUCGCUUUCCUCUCUUCUUCUUUCAUCAAAUGUUGUAGCAUUGUUUUUAUUUAAUUCUGAUAUGUUUUGAUGUUUUUGUUGUUUGUUUUUAAUGUUGUUCUGUUUUAUUCCAAGCGGUGUUGAGAUAACUCUUAUUUGUUCAUCUAAACAUAUUAGAAUGUUUGUGUUGUGUUUGUGAAUGUUUUCCGGAAAGUUUGUUUUUAAUGUUUUAUUUAGAUGUUUCUGCUAUGUUUGGGAAUGUUUUCCGGAAAGUUGUUCGAAAUGUUUUAUUUAGAUGUUUUUGCUGUGUUUGUGAGUGUUUUCCGGAAUGUUUGAUUUGUAAUGUUUUAUUUAGAUGUUCAGAAUUUUUAGAAACAUUUAAGAUGUUUUCCGGGAAUUUGUUUAAAAUGUUGUGUUUAGAAUGUUUUUUGGAAGCUUGUUUCUAA
Messenger RNA from Meloidogyne enterolobii, 448 nucleotides. Lineage: Eukaryota; Metazoa; Nematoda; Chromadorea; Rhabditida; Meloidogynidae. The record is from the annotation of a GenBank genome assembly.